Molecule: messenger RNA, 3900 nt
Organism: Ictidomys tridecemlineatus (thirteen-lined ground squirrel)
Lineage: Eukaryota; Metazoa; Chordata; Mammalia; Rodentia; Sciuridae
Gene: Smim14
Product: small integral membrane protein 14
Cellular component (GO): endoplasmic reticulum
Source: RefSeq, a predicted model, not a curated record
GGCGCAUGUUCGGCGGGCGGGGCCUCUCGGGUCUCGAGGCGCUGCAAUCUGUUGCGCCGUCGUCCGCGGGAGCCGGCAGAUCCGGGUCUCGUGGCUAAGAGUGACGUGGUCAAUCGAAUCCAAACACAGGAGGGGGAGGACGCCGGCAGCCAGGAGCACCAGCGGCAGCGGCGUCCGGCGCAGCCGCAACGUUCCGGAAGCCCCAGGCGGUCUUUCUGCCGAGACUAGGUCCCGGCCCCCACCCUCCCCGCCCCGUCGGUUGUUGUCUGGGCGGGUAGUGCUGAGGAUUGAACCCAGUGCCUCAUAUGUGCCAGAUUUAAACAGUCAAGUAAAAUCAAGCUGGGUAAUCAUGGCAGAAGGUGGAUUCGAUCCCUGUGAAUGUGUUUGCUCUCAUGAACAUGCGAUGAGAAGGCUGAUCAAUCUGUUGCGGCAGUCCCAGUCUUACUGCACGGACACAGAAUGUCUUCAGGAAUUACCAGGACCCUCUGGUGACAAUGGCAUCAGUAUUACUAUGAUCUUGAUGGCCUGGAUGGUUAUUGCAGUGAUCUUGUUCUUGCUGAGACCUCCUAAUCUAAGAGGAUCCAACUUAUCCAGAAAGCCAACCAGUCCUCAUAAUGGACAGGAUCCACCAGCUCCUCCUGUGGACUAACUUUGUGAUAUGGGAAGUGAAAAUAGUUAACACCUUGCAAGACCAAAUGAACGAAGAUGACCAGAGUACUUUUAACCCCAUUAGAACUGUUUUUCCUUUUGCAUCUGCUAUAUGGGAUGGUAUUGUUUUCAUGAGCUUCUAGAAAUUUCACUUGCAAACUUAUUUUUGCUUCCUGUGUUAUCACCAUUCCCAUUUACAGUAUAUUUGAGUAAAUGAUUAUAUUUAAAAAGUUACGUGGGGCUUUUUUGGUUGUCCUAAACUUUAAACAUUCCACUCAUUCUGUUUGUAACUGUGACCAUAAUUUUUGGGUGAUGUGUGACCUGAUUGAAGGAAAUUUGAGUUUUCUGCAUUUAAAUAUUUUAAAUAGUUUUGAUAGAUUCUUAAGGUUUUUUUCUUCAUAAGGUAUUUAUAAAGUUAUUUGGGGUUACCUGGGAUUAUAUGAAAGAAAAUGAGAACCACACUGUAUUUGCAUUUACUUUGGUAGUUUAUUAGUGGGUGGCAGUUUUCUCUAGUUCUUGGAACUGUGGCAACUCUUGGAAUAUUUUACAAAUUAUAGCUGAAAUCUGUAUCAUAUAUUGCAGCUGACUUAUGUGGCUAGACUAGGAGGAGAAGUGAAAUGGUUGUUUUAAUAAUUUUUUUACUCCCUUUAAAAAUGUCUAAUGUUAAGAUUUUUUUUCUUUUUUUUUUUUUUGCGGUGCUGGGCAUUGAAUCCAGGGCCUAGUACAUGCUAGGCAAGUGCUCUACCGCUGAGCUAUCUCCCUAGCCCAAGAAUACUUUAAAUAAACAUGAAUAAUCAAUAUGGUAGAUAAUUUACAAUCCAGUAUGAUAUUUGCAAGCCAUACCCUAGCCUUACAAGGUUCAUGUGAAAGGAGGGGAAAAGUUUAUUCUUUCUCUCUUUGCCAGGAAUAAUCUAUCUAGUAAUAACUUAAGCUAUAAUUUGUUUUGUAAAUGAGUGCCUCUCAGGACACCUCUCUUUGUUCUAACACUUCCCUGUUAAAGUGAAACUUUCUUACAUCUAUAUUGGGGCUUAAUAGCUUACUGACAUUUGAAUGCCUAUUUACUUAUUUACUCUAUUUGAAGAAAAUUUUGAGACUUUGGUUAUCCUUCCAACUUCAAAAAAAAUUUAAUGAAGUUUUGUUUUAUUCCAAGGGAAAAGGAAGAAAAUUAGAAACAAUCAAGAAUAUUUUCCCACCCUUUACCUCAUUCCUGUUUGGUAAUGGGAUGGAUUGGGGUGGAAAAGAACAUUGAUAUUAGUGAAGUUUGAAAUGCAUAAAAAAGUAAAAGGUUACAUUGUUUUUGCUAAGUUUGGCAAAAAAGUAAAUAUAAAUUGCAUUAAAAAAUGUCUGCACAACCCAUGUGGUUAUGGAAUUUUUUCCUUAACAAGUGAUUACAUAUGAUUUAUGGGGCUAGAAGAUACUUUGUUAUCAAAUGUAAGGAUUUUUACCUAGGUCAGUCUAGCUUUUCAUUGUACAGAUCUGAGAAACUAUUUGUGUGAACUAAAUAAACUUCUCUAUAUUAUUGUACUGUUUAAUAGUCUCUGAUACAAUUGUGUGACACUCAUAGGGUGUUUCCCCCUUUAUUAUGAUUACAUUAUAGGCCAUAAACAUUGUAAAGGCAUCAUUUCAUUAUAUAAUCUAAUGUGACUGCUUGCAUUCCUUCUUGUGCAUCUUUGUUUUGUGCUCAACUUCUUGAAAUAAUAUAACUAGCUCUUAAUUACUUAUGCUGAUAAAGUGGUAAGUUAAAUCUUGGAUAAAUGAACACCACAGAGUAAAGAUUUGUCUUGCAGUGGCCCACUGGAAGCUAUCCCAUCUCUAUCCAUAGCUAGUAAAGUAUUUAAAGCAGAAAGAUGUUGAAUGGCAAAUAUCAGCUAACUACCUGAUGCAGUCCUUUAUCUGCUGUGCCUCUUGAACAUAGAAGGCUCACCCAUAUAUCCUAAAAUCAGUUCCUAACUCACUAGAAAACCAAUCCCGGGAGAGAUGCUAAUAUAUUCACUGAGUCUGUGGAUCAUAAUUUAAAAUUGGCUUCUGUUCAAGUGGCCAAAAUAUGGAUAAAAAUGUCUAGUAUUAGAGACCUGAAAUUUUUUAAUUCUUUCAUUUUUGUCACAUACACUUAAUUGGCAUUGCAUCUAAAUACAUUAGGCUUUUCCUAUAUGAAUCUACUACUAAGUUAGUAAUAGAAAUUCUUAGUGAACUGUUUAGUCCUGGGGUUUUUGCUUUUAAAAUUUCUUUGCAUUUCUGAAAAGUCAUUGUACUGCACAUAAGUGUUCUUGUUAACCUAACUAGUGAUUUAUGUUAUUAUAUUUAAUUCUUAAAGCUUUGACAUGUGGCCUUUAAAUUGAGCACAUUCUUAAAUCAUUACUUACCUUGUAAACAUUCACUUGAAAUAUGGCCAUAAUCCUUUUAAAAUAAUCUGCAUAAAAGAAAGAUGAGGCUUACAUUUUUAUUACUUUGGACUCUUAAACAUUCUGCAAAUGCUAUUAGGGAUAGUUUAUUUUGAGGGUUGGGGGUAUAACUCAGUGGUAGAAUGCUUGCCAGCAUAUACAAGGCCCUGGGCUUAAUCCUCAGCACCACCAAAAGGAAAAAAAAAAAAAGAGUUUAUUGUGUUUUAGAGUCAUUUAAUGUUCUUAAAACAAUAGUAAUUUUGGCUUUGCUUUUCAUAUGGAAAAAGUUAACAUUGGAACUAUUUAUAGUAAAAGAUUUUAUCGUGUAUCUAUCUAAGCACUGCCCCCAUUGUCAGCAAGUCAUAUUUUACAAUUUGCAGAGAUUUUCUAUUAGUAUCUUUAUUAUGGUAUGUGAUAUGACACUGUGUAUGGAAUUAGCAACAUCUUAAAAUUUCAAAGGAACAUUGAAAAUCUAUUGCUGUGAAUGAAAAUCUGUCACUCUAAAUGGGUAUGUGCUCAAAUUUGACCAGUUUAAGACACAAAACAGCAACUUGAAGAAGGAAAAAUGAAGAGAGUUUACAAUUAAUGGAUUAAAUUUUGUUGUUGUAAUAGUAGGGUUAGUCUUAUAUUUCUAAAUGAAAAAUCAUAUGUAUUGUUACAAUGUCUGAUGAUUACUUUGUUAAAAGCAAAAGUGGUCAUGUGAUGUACUAAAUGUAAAUUGCUGUUUUUAAAUGUUUAAAUCAUGCCAAACAAAUUAUGUCUGUGCCAUCCAGGAUUUAUUGUUAAUCUUUUACUGAGUACUUGGAUUGGGAUUAAGGGCUUGUACUAUGCACUUUUUAUCAAUGAAUAAAUAGAAAAUGUUAGUAACGCU